AUGACUCCUUCUUCAGAAAUUGAUCCCAUUAUUAAUACGCAUCAUAAGAAGAGCCUUCAGGAAUUCGAUCGUAUGGCGGCCAUAAUCACGAGGACCUUGAUACAGUUGUUCGGAGACGAAGAUAUCGACAAACUCGAGCAUGAUCAAACUCCAUCCAAAAACGAACACCAACGCAGAUGCAAAUGCAACAAGAAAAGGAGAUCAAGUGAACAUAAUUCUUACAUUCACCUCUCACGAGCCAACGGGCCUUCGUCUUCAUCUGGGGAUAGAACGGUCAAGAGGCGCAGGUAUAGGAGUAUUCAUAACUUGUACAUGGCCACAAAGCAAGGUUUGGUUUUCCGGGGUGGAUUUUCGGCCGAGAAGACUGAGAAGAAGCUCGCCAUGGGGAGAAGACCUGCUAGGUGUUACCGUCAGAUCAAGAACAAACCCUACCCGAAAUCACGAUACUGCCGUGGUGUGCCUGAUCCAAAGAUCAGAAUUUACGAUGUGGGCAUGAAGAAAAAGGGGGUGGAUGAGUUCCCUUUCUGUGUGCACUUGGUCAGUUGGGAGAAGGAAAAUGUCUCGAGCGAAGCUUUGGAAGCUGCCCGUAUCGCUUGCAACAAGUACAUGACCAAGUUUUCCGGAAAGGACACUUUCCACUUGAGGGUGCGAGUCCACCCUUUUCACGUUUUGCGUAUCAACAAGAUGCUCUCGUGUGCUGGGGCUGAUAGGCUCCAGACUGGAAUGAGGGGCGCUUUUGGAAAGCCACAGGGGACUUGUGCUCGUGUGGCAAUUGGUCAGGUCCUCUUGUCUGUUCGCUGCAAGGAUGCGAACAGCCACCAUGCUCAGGAGGCCUUGCGCCGUGCGAAAUUCAAGUUCCCUGGUCGUCAGAAGAUCAUUGUUAGUAGGAAAUGGGGCUUCACCAAAUAUAACCGCACUGAUUACCUGAAAUGGAAAUCGGAGAAUAGGAUUCUCUCUGAUGGUGUUAAUGCCAAGCUUCUUGGAUGCCAUGGACCUUUGGCAAAUAGGCAACCGGGAAGAGCAUUCAUUUCGGGACCUGUUCAAGGAUGA
Molecule: messenger RNA, 1050 nt
Organism: Striga hermonthica
Lineage: Eukaryota; Viridiplantae; Streptophyta; Magnoliopsida; Lamiales; Orobanchaceae
Source: the annotation of a GenBank genome assembly